This is a messenger RNA of Archocentrus centrarchus (flier cichlid), 1957 nucleotides long. RefSeq names its product transmembrane protease serine 9-like. The record is from RefSeq and is a predicted model, not a curated record. Bases 50 to 1957 code for a protein of 635 amino acids. Gene Ontology annotation, biological process: proteolysis. NCBI's taxonomy places the organism in Eukaryota, Metazoa, Chordata, Actinopteri, Cichliformes, Cichlidae. Gene Ontology annotation, molecular function: serine-type endopeptidase activity. The transcript is spliced from 11 exons.
UUUUCAGUAUUUAACAGCUGAAGUCAGAUUAAAUCAGUUGUUGUUAACAAUGGCUCUCCAAAAGAUCGUGUGCUGUUUCUCUGUGAUGAUCAUUCUCUUGGCCAGAGAUGGUCAGUCACAGUAUCCCGCGUGUGGCUUUGCUCUGCACAAUACCAGAAUUGUUGGCGGUGAGGAGGCAAUCCCAGGAAGUUGGCCCUGGCAGGCAUCUUUGGCCAAUCUUGAUGGUUUGUUCUGUGGAGGGUCUCUGAUCACCAACCAGUGGGUGCUGACAGCUGCUCACUGCAUAACACCUGCGGAUCUCCCAACCACAGUAGUCCAUUUCGGCCACCAAAACACAUCACUUGACAAUCCUCAUGCAGAGGUUCGAACACUUGAACUCAUCAUCUGCCAUCCUGACUACAACAGAUGGACAUUUCAGAAUGACGUCUGUCUUCUGAAGCUGUCGGCUCCUGUGAACUUCACAGAGUACAUUCAGCCGAUCUGCUUAGCUUCAGAAAACAGCAAUUUUUACAAUGGGACCAGCAGCUGGGUCACUGGCUUUGGUCUUACAACUAAUGGUGGUUCUGCCUCCCAAACACUGCAGCAGGUGAACGUACCAAUAGUGGGAAACAAUGAGUGCAACUGCUUCUAUAAAGACUUUGCUGAGAUCACAGAGAACAUGAUCUGUGCUGGGCUGAAAGAGGGAGGGAAGGAUUCAUGUCAGGGUGACUCAGGGGGACCACUCAUGACAAAAAAAGGUCCAAUCUGGGUCCAGAGUGGAGUUGUGAGUUUCGGUGAUGGUUGCGCCCUACCUAUGAGACCUGGAAUCUAUGCUCGUGUGUCACGGUACGAGCAGUGGAUCAUUAACACCGUCACCGGGACACCACCGAGCUUUGUUCCCUUCUACUCUACGGGCCCUGACACCGACUUAUACUUCACCUGUCCCACAUCACCACCCACCGAUUUCCCUGUUACUACCCCCAUAUGUGACAGUUUGUUUUGCAGUGGUGAAAACUUGAUCCACUUCACUCACUUCAUCUCUCUCUCUGUUCUUGUUGUGCUGCUCCACGUGUUUGUUGGAAUUGAGGGACGUGUGGCUUUGCUCUGCACAACAACAGAAUUGUUGGCGGUGAGGAGGCAAUCCCAGGAAGUUGGCCCUGGCAGGCAUCUUUAUCCAAUUCUGAUGGUUUUUUUCUGUGGAGGGUCUCUGAUCACCAACCAGUGGGUGCUGACAGCUGCUCACUGCAUAACACCUGCGGAUCUCCCAACCACAGUGGUCCAUUUCGGCCACCAAAACACAUCACUUGACAAUCCUCAUGCAGAGGUUCGAACACUUGAACUCAUCAUCUGCCAUCCUGACUACAACAGAGCGACAUAUCAGAACGACAUCUGUCUUCUGAAGCUGUCGGCUCCUGUGAACUUCACAGAGUACAUUCAGCCGAUCUGCUUAGCUUCAGAAAACAGCAAUUUUUACAAUGGGACCAGCAGCUGGGUCACUGGCUUUGGUCUUACAACUGAUGGUGGUUCUGCCUCCGAAACACUGCAGGAGGUGAACGUACCAAUAGUGGGAAACAAUGAGUGCAACUGCUUCUAUAAAGACUUUGCUGAGAUCACAGAGAACAUGAUCUGUGCUGGGCUGAAAGAGGGAGGGAAGGAUUCAUGUCAAGGAGACUCAGGGGGACCACUCAUGAUAAAAAAAGAUUCAAUCUGGAUCCAGAGUGGAGUUGUGAGUUUUGGUGUUGGCUGCGCCCUACCUAUGAGACCCGGAGUUUACACUCGCGUGUCUUGCUACCAGAAAUGGAUCAGCAACACCAUCACUGGCACACCACCAGGCUUUGUUGCCUUCGCCUCUCCAGGCACAGACAGCGACUUGGACUUCACUUGUCCCACCACCAGAGAGGAAACAACACUAGACACCUAUAAAAGUUCGAUGGAGAGUCUGGGUCUGAAAAGUGAAACCAAUGCAGAAGUGGCCUAA